Molecule: messenger RNA, 2277 nt
Organism: Ixodes scapularis (black-legged tick)
Lineage: Eukaryota; Metazoa; Arthropoda; Arachnida; Ixodida; Ixodidae
Exons: 3
Coding region: 195-1094 (299 amino acids)
Source: RefSeq, a predicted model, not a curated record
GAGUAUCAUCAUCAUCAAGCGCGCUAUCAUCAUCACCACUUAAGAUGUCCGUUGUAUCACGUGUCAGUUUGACUGGGAAGCGCGGGAUGUGUGUCUGGUCACUUUGGUGAACUUUUCAGUCGCUUCUUCAUUUCCGUUCACCUUGUCCAUCUCUCAUCGUCGUUUCACCCCAAGGCAUCUCUUCCGCGCGGACCAUGCCGGAGGUCGCUUUAAGACACAGCGGGAUGUCCCCGCUACCAAGCAGUCGCUGGGCAGGCACUGUCCUGCGGCAGUUUGACGACGACACUGCAAUGCUUCUCGCCAAAGACUGCCACACUUGGUCUUGCUUCACCAUGACUACGCCGUCGGAACUGACAAGGGAGCACUUUGAAGUAAAGUCGCGUGACCUGGCAUCGGAACUGCAACGCAGACUGAACCUGUCACAGCCUCCCGUGAUCAGGGUGCACCACGGCGCCACCAUAGGCUCGACACAUCGCCCUUCCCUCUUCUUUUCUGUCUCGUAUGUGGUUGUCGUGCAGGAAACCAAGUUGCACGGCAUCUUGUCCUGCUUCGGCAGCGAGGAGCACAACCUCCUCCUCUGCCGUGGGAGCAGGCUCGUCAUGAGCCUGGUCACCGUGUUUCUAGCAGAUGCGUUCCGCUGCUACGUCAACCCGCUUCUCUUCGGACCAAACGACCUGGCGUUCGGACUUGCCUUCUGGUCCGCGCUCGCAUUCCGCGUCUCCGGUUUCGACGGGGACUACAUCACGAUUCAGCUCAAGCAUCCGGAGGUGCCGGACUUUGCGGUCGAUGUCGACCUCCCGGUGGCUCUCGUUGGGCAGGAGUUGGACGACACCAAAGAAAUCGUCGUCGACGACGACGGACCCAGGGUGUUGGCACUCUUUUACAAAACGAAGCUCGUGCAGUGUUCGGGCCUGAUCCUCGAGUCUUUCGGCCUGCAGGGCGUGACCACUCCUGGCCUGGCCUUCAACGCGGAAGGCAGCGUGCGUUUCUUGAAAUCGGAGUUUGCGUGCGAAGCAUUGGCGUUCCUCACAAAUAUUGCGGCCUGGAAGGGGCAGCCCGAGAUCGAGGAGCGGUCCGUCGAAGGCGGCGAUUGAUUGAUCGCUGCGUUGUGGCACCAGGAUGCUUAUUCAGGAUGCUUAGAAUUAUGGGCAUAUACAUGUGUACUUAUUUUAGUUUCCUUUUGAGCUAUACUUUGUGCUUUUGAACUGAUGCUGUGUUCCAUGUGACACAUUAUAGCCCGAGUAUCUACGGCAGAGCUGUGUAGCGUGAACUUGGCAAAGGGACGAACAUACAAGAAAAAAAAAAAGAAUGUGAAAAUUUCCGUGUCACAAGAGCCUAGUAUUGGCUUAGCUACUUAGGAGUGUAGGUACAUCCACUCAAUGCCCGAACAAAUUCCUGACAAUCGGUUGGUGCGAACCGUGCGAAUUUUAACAUUCACACUGAUAGUCAUUGAUGUGCACUUUAUCUUUUUUCAUACAUUCACAAACAGGCAAGUUUGUUGCGACUUUUUAUAAUAAUAAUAAUAGUCUUUUAUUUUCCUUUUUUUCGCUACAAAACGAAAAAAAGGCGGAAAAGAGGGCAAAAAGCUGCUACAGCAGCUUGACGAGACAUAGUUCCCAUGCACACCUUGGCGGAUAAACAGCGUAAAAUAAAAAUACAGUAAGCCUCAAGUCAAAUAUACACAAGCACACCACUCCAAUCGUUAUACUUGUUUGUGUAGAAAGUUGACUAAAAGACAUAUGGGCACUCAGAUAGAAACAAUUUUACAGCAAUGUGUGACACUACACGGUAUCAUAGAAAAUGAGAUUGUAGUAGCACGUUUGCUGACGUUCGAUUUGACUUUCCAAAUAUACACGUGUAGUAUGCUACGAUACCUUUUGAAGGCUCUUAGGUCUUCGGAGGCUCUUGUUUUUAAAAAGCUAUGGUCAUGCUGGUUUUCUAAUGCACUUUCUGCAAUACCUCUUUCGUCAUCCAUGGCUUGUGCAAUUUCUUACACAGUUUUACAUUUCUAUAAGGAAAACUCUCUUUGUACAACUCUUUGAAUGUUCGUAAAAAGGAUACAUUGAGUAAAGCAUCUCUAAAAACCCCCAUUGCAACGUCAGUAACGUUACGCACUUCGAAAGUUUUUUUGUGACUGUUCUUUACUACUGCACGAGGUUUAUUAAUCAACAGAAAUAUUGGUAGAUGGUCGGUGAUAUGAAUUCUAAUAAGAUUGGCUAUUGUAGAGGAUACAUCACAGUUAGUAACGAAGAAAUCUAUUAAAGUUGAUGUGCAGUC